AUGAGCGAAGUGAAAUACACUUCGAACAAUCCUCCGUCCAUCACGGGUAUUAUGCGGAGAGGAGAGAAAGAUUUUCAUCGUGAUUUCCCCGACGCGUGUGCCCAGUACGAGCGGGAUCAAAACAUGAUCGACAUUCAUCCUCAUGAUGGCGAUCGACUGCAAUACUUAUCGCAGCGGCUAGCGCAGACCUCUAUUUCUGUGCGCGAGAUGUAUAAACAGCUAUAUCAUGCGCGUGUACAAUCUAGCGCUCAGAGCAUCCUUAUCAUCACCAAGGCUCGCGAUAAUCACCUCGUGCUUCUCACUCGGGAGCUUAGCAUCUGGCUGAUGAACUACAAGAAGCAGGGAAGCAAGCGUGGACUAGUCGUUUACGUGGAUGAACAGCUUCGUCACUCAAAACGAUUCGAUGUGGUUGGUAUUGAACGCGAUUAUCCGCAUUUCUUUCUUCCCACGCGUGAUGACACGUCCAUACCCAAGCACCAGUGUCUCGACAGUGAUGAAGGCCAGCUGCGUUUUUGGAAAAGUGACAUGUGCUCAUCGUCUCCGGCACUUUUCGAUCUUGUGAUCACGCUAGGCGGCGAUGGCACCGUGUUGCUCGCCUCGUGGCUCUUCCAGUCGAGUGUGCCCCCUGUCAUUCCUUUUUCUCUUGGUUCCCUCGGAUUUUUGACGCCCUUCCGCUUUGAGGACUACGAGUCUAUCAUGCGGUCUGCGUUGUCGAACGGUGUGCGCCUCAGUGUGCGCAUGCGAUUCCGUGCAACGGUGUACCGAGCUAUUGAUCAUGUGAACCCCGAAUUAGGUGCGAAACGACGCCGAGCGUUACAGUCUGACAAUGCCGAGACUAUGCUACAUAAUAUCAAGACAUGUGGCUGGUAUUGCGUGGAAAUGGAGCCUGGUAGUGAUGGUAUGGAAGAAGCUCCUGUGUUCCACGACCAGCAAGUGCACACUUUUCGCACACGGCCCGUGGAAUCGUUUGAAUUUUUAAACGAUCUUGUAGUGGACCGUGGACCGAGCCCCUAUGUCACCAUGCUCGAAGUCUUUGCUGACGAUACACACUUAACUACGGCAUAUGCAGAUGGGCUCUGCAUUUCCACACCCACGGGCUCAACAGCCUACUCUCUCUCAGCUGGCGGCUCGCUCGUGCAUCCCCAGAUUCCUGCGAUGCUUAUCACUCCUAUUUGUCCACAUACUUUAUCUUUUCGCCCUAUGCUGGUGCCAGACAGCCUCGAAUUGCGCAUUGCCGUGCCUCACAAUUCUCGAAGCAAUGCGUGGGCAAGUUUCGAUGGGCGCGGUCGUGUUGAAAUCGCUCGAGGGGAUCAUAUCAAGAUCACAGCCUCGCCAUACCCAUUUCUCUCAGUAUUGCCAGAAGAUAAAAAUGAGUCUUGGUUUGAUUCAGUCUCGCGCACACUUAAUUGGAACCAGCGGAAGCAUCAAAUGGGUUUUAUGGUAUAUGAUGGCCAGGCAUCAUCCUCCAAGGCCCCACAAGAAUUAUCACCGAAAGUAACACCGAGCAUGCUUGCACAACAAGACCAGGUGACGUACGAUGUGCUUCGAGACUCGCGUGAGCUCAACGAACACGUUGCGGAAGACGACGAGGAAGAUGAUGAAGAAAUCUUUGACAUCGACGAUACAGCCACGCCUUCCACAGCUGACUCAAGUCAUCGUGCCUCUUGGGAAUCUAGCUCUUUUGGAGUCUCCAGACCUCUACUGAGUGUCCCAGUGAGCGAAUCGCAGCCAGAUCUUUCUCCACAGGCACCUCUACCCAUCCCGUCUAGAGAUCAACCAAGAAGUAGCGGAUUUGGGUGGAUUCGAAGUCCAGACCGUUAUGGCCCUUCUGGUCCUCCGCCAGCUCCCGCUCCCUUAAACGAGCGAUAUCUUGCCACGGUCGACUUUCGCCUGCAGAAUAGAUCCCUUAAGGGACCUGGUCCAUAG
Messenger RNA from Malassezia restricta, 1926 nucleotides. Its product is annotated as NAD+ kinase. Gene Ontology annotation, biological process: NADP+ biosynthetic process; NAD+ metabolic process. The coding region runs from base 1 to 1926 and encodes 641 amino acids. The transcript has a single exon. NCBI's taxonomy places the organism in Eukaryota, Fungi, Basidiomycota, Malasseziomycetes, Malasseziales, Malasseziaceae. The record is from RefSeq and is a predicted model, not a curated record. Gene Ontology annotation, molecular function: NAD+ kinase activity.